Molecule: messenger RNA, 2390 nt
Organism: Arachis ipaensis
Lineage: Eukaryota; Viridiplantae; Streptophyta; Magnoliopsida; Fabales; Fabaceae
Source: RefSeq, a predicted model, not a curated record
GACCUACAUGGCAUUUCUUUUGGCAUUUACUUGACUUUCUUGUCUUUCUCCAUCUCUUUCCUUUUCGCUAAGUCAUCAAAUCAUACCCAAUUUUCUUGGUUCUCCUAUUUUCCAUUUUUUUCUUCAGCAUUCUGAGAAGAUUCUUCUAAAGUUUUCCAAUGGAGAGUGACAAGAUGGAAGAUUAUGAAGUGAUACAGCAGCUUGGAAGAGGAACAUUGGGUGCCACUUUUCUUGUUCUCCAUAAAACUCAGAAACAACGGUGUGUGCUGAAGAAGAUUCGGUUCUCUAAGCAAACAGAUAAGUCACAGCUAUCAUCAGCACCCCAAGAGGUAAACCAUCUGAAUGCGGUCAAGAGUAGAAGAAAUUAUUUCCUCUGCACAGACACAAUGAACCUGAUUGCAAAACUAAGUAGCCCUUAUAUUGUGGAGUGCAAAGAUGCUUGGGUAGAAAAGGGGGACUAUGUAUACAUUAUAUCUGCUUAUUGUGAAGGAGGUGACAUGGCUCAGUAUAUAAAGAAAGCCCGAGGAUCAUUCUUCCCUGAGGAGAGAGUUUGCAAAUGGAUGACUCAGUUGUUGCUAGCUGUGGACUACCUGCACUCCAAUCGAGUACUCCACAGAGAUCUUAAGUGUUCCAACAUACUCCUCACGAGAGACAAUAACAUUCAGAUAGGUGACUUUGGUCUUGCAAAGCUACUUAAUAAAGAAGACCUUCCUUCCCCGGUUAUUGGAACUCCAAACUACAUGUGUCCUGAGCUUCUAGAUAAUAUACCUUACGGUUAUAAAUCCGAUAUAUGGACCCUUGGUUGCUGCAUGUUUGAAAUCGUCGCACAUCAACCAGCAUUUCGUGCUCCGGACAGGGCAGGACUAAUCAAUAAAAUAAAUAGAUCCUCCAUUUCUCCAUUUCCAAUUGUUUACACUCCCACACUGAAACAACUGAUUAAAAGCAUGCUGAGGAGAAAUCCAGAACAUAGACCUACAGCAGCCGAGUUAUUAAGGCAUCCUCAUUUACUACCUUAUGUUCUUCGCUGUCGCAAUGCAUCGCCUGUUUUUCUUCCGGUACAUCUCAUAAAUAGUAGCCCAAAGGAUAAAACAAAGCAAUCUCCCAAAAAAUCUAGUGGUGGCAGAGAUCAUAGAGAAAAACAAGAAGGAUUUGCAAAUCAUAUGGAGCAAGUUCGUCUUAUUGAGGGAAAUGCGGAGGUACAUGUAACUAAUCAUCAUAAUGAUGGCAAACUAACAGUCUCGACAAGUGCCGAAGACUUCCUUGAAACCAAGAUGGUUGAUCCUACCAGCUACACGAUGGAAACUGCAGCCAGUGUUAGUGGCUCGAAAGAUGGGUCAAUUACUUCUGAUUCAACCAUUUGCAGUGUGUGCAAGGAAGCAGACUUUAAAGGUAGACUUGCGAAGGAAGCAACAGAAAGUGAGAUCACAUCAAAGAGUACACUAGAUUCUGUGAAUGUGGAACAAGGAUUUGCUGCUGAAAAUUUUCUCCAGUCAGAUUCAGUUAAUGUAACUACAGCAGCCACAAAAAUCGAAGACACUCUUCCCAAACCCAUGGACUCCUGUAAAUCAAUAAUGUCUAGUCAAGACAGUACUGUCGGCAAUGAUAAAGAUGACUUUGUCAACGAAGAAAGAUCAUCCCCAGUUUUGCAGCCGGUCAGGCUCGAGAAAGACACCGAAUCUGAUGGCAGCUUAAAGAAAAGUGAAAACCAUGAUGCAUUUACUGAAGUCUCACAUUUGGACUGCUUGUCAUCUGCAAGUAACGAUACACUUCCCGGCAAGGAUGAAGGUGUUGCAACCACAGCUGCGCAUAAAGAAGGCAGUAAUGCUGCAGUAGUUGUUGAUAAAACGACAAAUGGCAUUUCUUUAAGCAGACCUACUUCAAAAGGUGGGGACGGAACAACAAAGAGCGUGUUGAUUAAUAGAUCCCAGAACAGAGCUGAUGCUCUGGAAGCUUUGCUUGAGUUAUGUGCUCAGCUGCUUAAACAAGGGAAACUUGAUGAACUGGCUGCUGUGUUAAGACCAUUUGGAGAAGACACUGUCUCAUCAAGAGAAACAGCAAUAUGGCUGACAAAGAGUCUUCUUUCAUCACAGAAAUUUAAUUCAGAAACCUAAUAUGGGAGGUAGUUCUCAUUAGUUACCUUCUUUCAUUUCAAAAUAAUUCUACGUUUGGACAAAGCAGUACAUUAAGAACUCAGUACAUCUGAAUAGAAUAUCAGAUAUAUUGGUUUUUUAAUGUGAUAUGUUGUCCAAAUUAAUUAUAAUUGUUUUGAAUUGAAGGGAAUACAUUAUUGUAGGAAAUGUGUAUUGAUUGGUACACGAGCUUGCUUCUAUGAGACAGUGGUUUGCUUGAAGAUUGGAGAUUUGAAAAAUAACAUCCCACAAAUUUCUUUA